GUUACCGCUCGUGAACACCAGAUGUCGGUGUUUGUUCUUUUAAGCUAACGUCACCGGGAGCGCACGUUGCUGGUUCCCUGUGCGUCUUUUGGAAACGAUCAUUCCCACCCAGGGUGCAAUCACUGGACUGCACUAGCUCAGCAGACCGUUCUCUAAUCAACGCAAUGCUUCCCCGAGCUGUCCUUCGACAUGGAAACUAAAGCGGUCGAUGCCAACGAUUGCUCCGAGUGCGAUGGGCUGCCGGCGUGCAGGUGAACCGACGUGAGAACCGGGGCUCCGCGUAGGAUAGGAAGCGCUCUCUCCGCCGCUCGGGAGCGGUGUCACUCGACCCUCAGUCCGCAUUUAGACACUUCGGAGACGCGGGGACAUGUCGAGAGACAGCAUGACAGCUGUGCGAGGAGCCCAUUCACCCAGUGCGAGCCCCGCAUCGCCCAAAGAGAAUGGACACGCAGCGCCGAGCCCCGCACAGCCCGCAGCCAACUUUCGCCGGCCCUCGGUGGGGAACGCGCCCCAGGACCACCUGCUCCCCGCCACCAGCGAGCUGACCCACACAUGGAUCCACUUCGCUAAGACAUUUGUCCUGAUUUUUCCCAUUUACGCCCUGGGCUAUUUUGAGUUCAGCUUCAGCUGGCUGUUGAUUGGACUAGUUAUCUUUUUCUGGUGGAGAAGAAACACGGGAGGGAAAUACAGCCGGCUGAGUCAAGCGCUGGCUUUCUUCGAGCAAGAGGAGAGAAGUGCCAAACAGGGUCUGACCACCUCAGAUUUGCCGCCAUGGGUGCACUUCCCAGAUGUGGAGCGAGUGGAGUGGCUAAACAAGACGGUGAAACAGAUGUGGCCGUACAUCUGCCAGUUUGUGGAAAAAUUGUUCCACGAAAUGAUCGAGCCGGCGGUGAAGGAGUCCAACGCCCACCUCAGCACCUUCUGCUUCAGCAAGAUCGACAUGGGCGACAAACCACUGAGGAUCAACGGGGUCAAGGUCUACUCAGAAAAUGUGGAUAAGCGUCAAAUCAUUAUGGACCUGCAGAUCAGCUUUGUUGGCAACACUGAGAUCGACGUGGACAUUAAACGCUUCUACUGCAGAGCCGGCAUCAGAAGCAUCCAGAUCCACGGUGUGCUGAGAGUGGUGAUGGAGCCCCUGCUGGGCGACAUGCCGCUUGUUGGAGCCCUGUCCCUUUUCUUCCUCAAGAAGCCCCUUGUCGACAUAAACUGGACCGGACUCAGCAAUAUACUGGACAUUCCUGGGCUCAACGGCUUCUCUGACAGCCUGAUACAAGACAUUAUCUACAGUUAUUUGGUUUUACCCAACCGUGUAACGAUCCCUCUGGUGGGGGACGUGGAGCUGGCCAAGCUACGCUUCCCAAUGCCAAAGGGGGUCCUGAGGAUCCACUUCCUGGAGGCUCAGGACCUGGAGGGGAAAGAUAAAUUUUUGGGAGGGCUCAUCAAGGGCAAGUCUGACCCCUACGGCAUCCUGCAGGUCGGCAACCAGCUGUUCCACAGCAAGACGAUUAAGGAGAGCCUUCACCCCAAGUGGAACGAAGUUUACGAGGCGCUGGUUUACGAGCACUCGGGGCAACAUCUUGAGAUCGAGCUGUUUGAUGAAGAUCCAGAUAAAGAUGAUUUUCUAGGAAGCCUGAUGAUUGAUAUGACCGAGCUGCACAAAGAGCAGAAGGUUGAUGAGUGGUUUGAUUUGGAAGAAGCUCCGACUGGAAAACUCCACUUGAAGCUGGAGUGGCUGUCUCUGCUCUCCACUCCUGAGAAACUGGACCAGGUGCUGCGAAGUGUGCGCGCAGACAGAAGCCUGGCCAACGACGGGCUGUCGUCAGCGCUGCUGGUCGUCUAUCUGGACUCAGCCAAGAACCUCCCGAGCGUCUUCACGGGCAGCUUAGGCUGUGGGAACUUGAGCGAAAGGAAAGCGUCCGGCCUAGUCUUUUGCGAGAGCAAUACCUCCGAGUAUAGAACGAUAUGUUGUGCCAAGAAGAGUAGCAGCGAACCGAGCCCUUAUGUUCAGUUCACAGUUGGACAUAAAACACACGAGAGCAAGAUCCGGUACAAGACAAAGGAGCCUCUUUGGGAAGACUGUUUCACAUUCCUCGUUCACAACCCCAGGAGGCAGGAGCUGGAGGUGGAGAUAAAAGAUGACAAACAGAAAUGCACCCUGGGUAACCUGACGGUGCCUUUGAGCGACCUGCUGGUGGAGGAGGACAUGACGCUGACUCAGUGCUUCCCUGUCAAGAACUCGGGGCCCAGCUCCAUCAUCAAACUUAAGAUGGCCCUGAGGAUCCUGUCGUUGGAGAAGCAGGUGUCCUCGGACCAGCCUUCAUCCGUCCGGGUGAGGAAGUCCAGCGUGCCCCAGCCGCCCCCGGCCGCCUCCGUCUCCCUGAGACCGUCCGUCUCAGACUCCCCGCUGCCCGCGCCCACGCACCCCCCGCAGCCCAUGGACGCCUCCACCUUCACCCUCCAGCAGCGGGACGGCGAGCCGUACUCGGCCAGCCCUCUGCGCAGCGCCUCCACCCUCAGCAUCUCCAUGUCCAGCUCCCAGAAGCACCUGCCUCACAAGGAGUCCACGCCCAGCCUGGCCUCGGACAUCUCGCUGCCCUUCGCCACCCUGGAGCUCCAGCACAGACUCCGUCAGCUGCAGAACGGCUCGGCCCCCGGCCAGUACCCCCUGGGCGAGGUCCAGCUGACCGUGCGACACAGCUCUCAGAGGAACAAGCUCAUCGUGGUGGUGCACGCCUGCCGUAACCUGAUAGCCUUCACCAAGGACGGCUCCGACCCCUUCAUACGCCUCUAUCUGCUGCCCGACAAGAGUCGGACGGGGAGGAGGAAGACGAGCACGAUGAAGAGGACCCUUAACCCUGUUUAUGAUCAAACGUUUGAGUUCAGUGUAUCUAUGGUGGAGCUCCACAGGAGAACUCUGGAUGUAGCGGUGAAGAACGGAGGGAGCAUCCUGUCCAAACACAAAGGGCUUCUGGGAAAGGUGCUGGUAGAUUUAGGUGGGGAUGACAUAUCAAAGGGAUGCACACAAUGGUAUGAUCUUAGUGAAGAUGGUUUGUCAUCUUCAGCCACAAGAAGUAUUGAAGAUCCCCAUCUCACAUAAUGAAACCACCUCUCUGUUGUAAAAUAAUGAUCUUGUUAAAUUAAGGGAACAUCUUUCUGUUAUAUAAGCAUACGUUUUUGUUUUUUUAUUAUUACAGUUUCAGCAUGUAAUAAGUUUGGUUUUGAAAACAUUUCCUGUAAUUAUUUCAUGAUCACGAUCUGAGGAUAUUGUAACUUAUUGUAAUGAAACACACUGACUGCCUUGCCUCUGUUUUCAGUGUUGUAUGUAAAUGAUCAAAUUGAUAGUAGAUAGUUUGAAGAAUUUGCAGAAGCUCUACUCCCUUAAAUGACUUUUAUGUUGAGAUCUGUCCAAGCUCUUAUCGAUUCAUGUCAUGUUUGUUAAAAUGUUACAAAUUCAGUUUGAAAGGAGACUCUUACCAAAGGAACAGAUACAAACACAAACGUAGCAGUCUUGAUUUUCUUUUGUUGUUGUUUUUCAUGCAGUGUUAUUUGAUUUUUAUCGUUAUUUAUGCUUGAUUACAAACAAGGAAUGCACAUAUGCAAAGAAUAAAAUUACUGCUCUGCAUAUUUUAAGGAGAUUUGUGCACUAUAAGUCGCUCUGAUCAGACCCGUGGGCAUUUUAGGGCUAUGAACAAGUGCUGGGUAAUAUGAAGAUACUUGAAUAAGGGUUUUUCAAACCGAAUGUGAGUCGAACAAAGUGAAAAGUAUGAACUGUUUUUGCAUUUAAUGAGCAGGGCUGUCAGGAUCUGUAAGGAUUAUGCAUUAUUUAUGUCAUGCUUGUAUAUGUUUUACUUUUAAAUACAUUUCUUGUAAUCUAUCCUGUGCCUUAAAAACUCACUAAGUAAUUGUAUUGCCUUCUUAAUGUUAUCAUUUUGAAUGAUAUGAUGCCUCAUUUGAUGAAUAAAUGGUUUCUCUUGUGCAAA
Messenger RNA from Mugil cephalus (flathead mullet), 3980 nucleotides. It is a transcript of the gene esyt2b, whose product is annotated as extended synaptotagmin-like protein 2b. NCBI's taxonomy places the organism in Eukaryota, Metazoa, Chordata, Actinopteri, Mugiliformes, Mugilidae. The coding region runs from base 368 to 3097 and encodes 909 amino acids. The record is from RefSeq and is a predicted model, not a curated record. Gene Ontology annotation, biological process: lipid transport. The transcript has 23 exons. Gene Ontology annotation, molecular function: lipid binding.